This is a messenger RNA of Desarmillaria tabescens, 1419 nucleotides long. RefSeq lists its product as uncharacterized. Lineage: Eukaryota; Fungi; Basidiomycota; Agaricomycetes; Agaricales; Physalacriaceae. The record is from RefSeq and is a predicted model, not a curated record. The coding region runs from base 1 to 1419 and encodes 472 amino acids. The transcript has a single exon. Gene Ontology annotation, molecular function: protein binding.
AUGCUAGAGAGAGAACUCUCUACUCUCUCCAUUGACUCUUCGUCGAACCUGCCCAUCGACAAGCUUCCCAACGAAUUGUUGGCAAAAAUUUUCUACCUUGCGGCAAUGGAGACCAGGCACGACUCUAUACCAGCUCCUUUUAUCAUCUCACAGACAUGCCAACGUUGGCGGACUGUCGCGCUGUCGACCAGUGAUCUAUGGAAAUUCAUCAGUUUCAAUUUCCCACUAUCAUCUAUUCAGUACCUUCGGGCGAACAGCAUGCUGUCGAGGUCUCCUACAUUCCCGCUCGAUCUUUUAAUGGAUUUCCGUGAUCCGUCUUGGGACUGGGAAGAAGAACCUCACGGCUUCACCUCCAAUGGCAUGCGAUCCGUAAUCCGACUCCUUGAGCCGCACAUCAACCGCCUGCAAGACGUAGAUAUCCUUCUCGAUACCUGGGCACCGAUGCAUACCUUUUUAUUAGAGACUCAAAAACUCGACGUAGCGUCAUUACCAGCGUUAAAGCGACUGUCCCUUUCUCGUUGCAACGCCUAUUUUGCUCUAAAAGGCCAGAUUUUCCAACCCCAGCACUUACGAGACCCCUUACCGUUAUUCGGUGGGAUCCCUCUACCGGGACUCAAUCACCUCUCCCUCGUCGGAGUCCACGUUGAUUGGAGCGCUGCAGCCUCGUCCCUUAGUAAUCUCACCAGCCUAGAGCUGAAAUACCACGCCCCCGACGUCCUUCCUACCUGGAAGGAAUUUGCGGACCUUAUAGCCGGGUCCCCUGAUUUGCGCCACCUCUCGGUGAUCGGGUCGUGUCCCGGUGGCGCAGCAGGAUCGACCUUAAUUUCAGCCCUGAUGUUGUCUCAUUUCACUUUGGGAUUCGUGGAUGUGGACGAUGCCGUUCAGUUCGUCUCUAGUAUGCAUUUUCCGGCACUGGAGAGCCUCUCGUUGGAGGAUAUCAGGAAUGCCUUGGAUCCCUUCCAGGCCAUGCAAGACGCGUCCGCUCUUUUGGAAUGCUUUGUCCGAGUGACGAAUUCAACGAUCCCAUUGCAUGGGAUUCGGUCUCUGAAGCUUAACGAAAUUUAUACUACCAAGGAGGAGGCGCUGGAUAGUUUCUUCUCAAUCCUUUCCUCGGUGACGGAGAUGGAUUUGUCUGAGAGUAUCCCUUUGGGUGCUCUUGAGCCCAGUCCUGGCGUCGUUCCUUGUCCGUUACUUCGCACUUUACAGUACCGUUCUUAUGACGAUUGGUCUAAAGUAUGUUCUCUGGUCUAUUCCAGACGUGACCUCGGCAUUCCUUUGCACAACUUUCAUGUCAUCUUUCAACAAGAGCCCGAUAAUUUACAAGCUCUUUUACAGGCCGGUGUUCUUGUAACAAUAGAUACCAAUUCCGACUCAGAAGAAGACGAGAGUUCAUAUUCAUUUAGAUCUCGUAGCCCUUAA